CCAGGAGUCGCCUGUACGUCAUCGUGACCCCACAUUCUUGAAGUACUUUGACCAAUAGCGUUUCUUCGGAAUCGUCUCACCCGACGCUUCAUCAAGUCUGGCUACGCCCUGUUGCCUACGUUGAUAUGAGUCCUACAUCACCCCAGAACGUGGUUGACACCACGAUUGCGGGUCUUCUCCGCAUCAAAGAAAAGUCACUGUCCCUUUGUUGGUGAUGAACACCAGUAAUUCUGCCCCAACCAAGCCAGGACAUCACAGCGUCCUUCAUCAUGACAGGCGUCAUGCUCUUCUGCAUCGCCAACGAAGCAAAGCCCUUCGUCCACAAAGCCACUCACAACAUGCCCGACAACUUCUCCCCCUUCUACAUCGCCACAUCCAAAGCCAGCCCCAAGCAACGCACCGACUACAAGAAAAAGCCAGACAGCCCCGACUUCCCAUGCGAGUUCACUUCCACUGCUGAAUGCAAAGACUGGCUAUUGCACAACCAAUACAGCGUAAACUUCAUCAAUCAGAACAUCAUGUUCGUCGCCGAUGCACGUAGUGCCAAGGAUGAAACUCUACUGGCUUACACGUAUUGUGAGAGGACUAUGCGCUUGGGCCCGAAUGAUGAAUGGGUGCUUCCGCCAAUGGCGCAGACGUGGUAUGAAUGGCGGAUUAGGUAUCGAGAUGCUUUGAUGUUUCAGGUUCAUCUGCAAGACGGGGAAUUGAAUGAGACGUGGUCGUUGUUUUAUUUGCGGGCGGAAGAGACUACGGAUGAGGACGGGGUCAUCGAUAUGGAUAAAGCUACGAAGAUAGUAUCUGGGGAAGAGGUGUAGGCAGGAAGCUGGAGCGUUUUGCUGUAUGUGUAAGACUUGUAUGCUAUCGCGACAACUGUAGUUUUCAUGGAUGAUCUCACAGAAUUCGCUUGGAUUAUGGUGUCUAAAGUCGCCAAUGCGGUCAGCGAGGUGGUCAUACGGCAAGCGUAUACGAAGCGGACCAACGGCGCGAUCGCACUAAAGUAUGACGGCGUAGGACUUACUCCGCAAACUCUAUAUUCGUCAUCCCUUCAUUUCAAACUCUCCGCGUUCAUGUUACUCCGGGGUGCGAUGAUCACUCCUACUAGGUCUACUUAGUCCAGCUCUAGGUCGCGCUACAAUCGACAAAAAUGACGCCAAUAGCCCAAUGGCUACCCAAGUAUCGACCGUGUAUGGAAUGCCUUGGGCGAUGAUGAGAGUUGAAUUGAGCUGAAGCGCUGUUUGUCGUUCC
Alternaria rosae is the source of this 1245-nucleotide messenger RNA. RefSeq lists its product as uncharacterized. Lineage: Eukaryota; Fungi; Ascomycota; Dothideomycetes; Pleosporales; Pleosporaceae. The coding region runs from base 270 to 815 and encodes 181 amino acids. The record is from RefSeq and is a predicted model, not a curated record. The transcript is spliced from 2 exons.